GUAUUACAUAACCGGUUAUAUAAGAGCGCUGCUGGUGCGCGCUAGUGAGCAGUUUAUGGUCCGGCAGGACGCAGAGAGCAGGAGCUGUAUCCAUCCACGAUAACCACUGACAUGUCCCCUGUGAAGCUCGAGAGUGCAGAUGAUACAAAGUCUGAUGACAAUGGCAAGGCCAAGGAAUGCAUCACCUCAGUAGUGAAGGGACUGGAGACAAUUGCACCUCUGAUCUGCUCUGUAGAAGAGACCCCUGCGCCAAUCUCCACUGAAGUACAAGGCACCAUUCCCUCCUGGAUCAAUGGCAACCUCCUCCGCAACGGUCCAGGAAAGUUUGAGUUUGGAAACACACACUACAACCACUGGUUUGAUGGGAUGGCUAUGCUACACAAGUUCAAGAUCGACGAAGGCCAGGUGACAUACAUGAGUCGGUUCCUGCACAGCGAUGCCUACAAGAAGAAUAGUGAAAGGGACCGCAUCAUGAUAUCAGAAUUUGGUACCCUCGCCAUGCCCGACCCCUGUAAAAACUUCUUCCAGCGCUUCCUGUCUCGCUUUGAGAUGAUGAAGCCCACGGACAAUGCGAGUGUGAGCUUCGUGAAAUACAAAGGCGACUACUAUGUCAGCACAGAGACAAAUUUCAUGCACAAAGUGAACCCAGAGAACCUAGAAACAUUGGAAAAGGUAGACUGGAGCAAGUUCAUUGCUGUAAAUGGAGCCACUGCCCACCCACACUGUGACCCUGACGGUACCACCUACAAUAUGGGCAACUCCUAUGGAAGCAAAGGAGCCCUGUACAACAUCAUCCGAGUACCUCCUGAGAAAACAGAUGCCAAAGACACCCUACAAGGAGCCAAUAUACUCUGUUCUAUUGUGCCUGCCAACAAGUCCCAUCCCUCAUACUACCACAGCUUUGCCAUGUCUGAGAACUACGUGGUGUUCAUUGAGCAGCCAAUUAAGAUGGACUUGCUGAAGAUAGUCACAUGCAAGCUGAGGGGGAAGGCUUUGAGCGAGGGCAUCUACUGGGAUCCCAAGCAGGAAACGGUCUUCCAUCUUGUUGACAAGUGUACAGGCAAGGUCAGCUCAGUGAAGUACCACACCAAAGCCUUCUCCACCUUUCAUCAGAUCAACGCCUUUGAGGAGGAUGGAUUCUUGAUGCUUGACAUGUGCUGCGCGGACGACGGCCAAGCCAUCAACAACUACCUCAUCCAGAACUUACGCAAGUCAGGAGACGCACUAGAUGAGGUGUACAACACCAUGUGCAGGAUUUUCCCUCGUCGUUUUGUUCUGCCCCUUCAUGUGACCAAUGAAACCCCAACAGACCAGAACCUGAACACUCGGCCUUCCAGUAAGGCAACAUGUGUCAAAAUCAGCAAAGAUAAGGUGUUCUGCCAACAUGAGGAUCUCUAUGGAGAGGACCUCCACGAGUAUGGUGGCCUGGAGUUCCCUCAGAUCAACUAUGGCAGAUAUAACACACAACCAUACCGUUAUUUCUAUGGCUGUGGCUUCAGACACCUGGUGGGAGACUCUCUGCUCAAGAUGGACCUGAAAGACAAGACACUCAAGGUCUGGUACCGGAAGGGUUUCUUCCCGUCAGAGCCCGUGUUUGUGCCGUCACCUGAUGCCGUGGAGGAGGACGAUGGUGUCAUCCUCUCUGUGGUUCUCACCCCGUCACAGGACAAAGGAACAUUCCUCCUGGUUUUGGAUGCCAAGACAUUUGAAGAGCUGGCAAGAGCCAACGUGCCUGUUAACAUGGCUUAUGGCUUCCAUGGUACCUUCAACACCUCUGCAUAAACCUGUUUCUGUUACGUUCAAAGUGUUUCUGAUAUUCAAUAUAAUAUAUGCAGUGUUAAUCAUUAUAACCACUAUAUUCCUGAUGGUACUGAGUUACUGCUGCUCUAUAUGCUGAAGAAGGAUGCAGUGUUCUGUUACUGGCUGAAUGCUGAUGCGGUACUGAUUUCUACAGUUUGUAGUAACAUCCAAUAGAAAUGGCAUUAAGACUGUUUAUCCUUUACUAAAUGCAAAGAUACUCGUAAUAUUAUUAUGAUUAUAUUCCUUUUAUAUCAACAUGAGACUGACAAACUGUGCUCAAGAAUACAGAAGAGAACUUGUGAGUUAUUAUACUGUAGACUCUGACCACCAGGCCACCCAAGUGCCAAAUGAACAAAUGAACACAUGCUUUUGUACUUUUUUUUUACACUUGAACAAUAAUUUUUACAGGUUGUAAUUUAUACACUCUGUUUGCCAUUAAAUUUUUACCUCUGUUUACUGUU
Messenger RNA from Siniperca chuatsi (mandarin fish), 2261 nucleotides. Its product is annotated as beta,beta-carotene 9',10'-oxygenase-like. The record is from RefSeq and is a predicted model, not a curated record. NCBI's taxonomy places the organism in Eukaryota, Metazoa, Chordata, Actinopteri, Centrarchiformes, Sinipercidae. Gene Ontology annotation, cellular component: mitochondrion. Gene Ontology annotation, molecular function: carotenoid dioxygenase activity; beta-carotene 15,15'-dioxygenase activity. The coding region runs from base 112 to 1782 and encodes 556 amino acids. The transcript is spliced from 12 exons. Gene Ontology annotation, biological process: carotene catabolic process; retinal metabolic process.